Molecule: messenger RNA, 504 nt
Organism: Guillardia theta CCMP2712
Lineage: Eukaryota; Cryptophyceae; Pyrenomonadales; Geminigeraceae
Exons: 6
Coding region: 1-504 (167 amino acids)
Source: RefSeq, a predicted model, not a curated record
AUGCAAGAAGAAGUUGAGUUGGGGAACUUGUCCCACAUCGGACUUGAGCUGGACAUGCUACCGCACUCUUCACGCGUGUCUGUUGGCUAUCGACACUUUAUCUACACCCUUCGACUUGUCUACAAGCGAUUCUCUCACCUGCGGGUCCUGGGGAAGAAGGUCGUGAAGGACGCCUUGAGCGUCUUUCUCGGAGGGGCUGUCAAGGGCCUGUCUGGGCUGGCGGGCUCGUCGGCGGGGACGCUGAAGGCUACCCUGCGGCUGCUUCGCUUGAGCAGCGUGCAUGAGGGAGUUAUUGAUGGUGUUGAUCGUGGUAUGCAUCUCGCAGCUGUCGUCGUCUUGGGGCUGGGGCUGGUGAGCGGGGACGUUACCCAUCUGUGUGAGGAGGGUGAAAGGGGGCUGGUGAGCGGGGACGUUACCCAUCUGUGUGAGGAGGAGCUGCUGUUGCAAGCCGCCUUGUAUGUGAUGGAGCUGCUGUUGCAAGCCGCACGUGGUAGCCAGGGGUAA